This is a messenger RNA of Gallus gallus (chicken), 9794 nucleotides long. It is a transcript of the gene SV2C, whose product is annotated as synaptic vesicle glycoprotein 2C. Gene Ontology annotation, molecular function: transmembrane transporter activity. Lineage: Eukaryota; Metazoa; Chordata; Aves; Galliformes; Phasianidae. Gene Ontology annotation, cellular component: membrane. Bases 428 to 2611 code for a protein of 727 amino acids. The transcript is spliced from 14 exons. The record is from RefSeq and is a predicted model, not a curated record. Gene Ontology annotation, biological process: transmembrane transport; chemical synaptic transmission.
GAGGAGGAGGGAGCUCAGCUUCGGGCAGGUCGAGCUUUAAAGGGAGUGCAGGGAUUCCUGAGUCUCCGCUCGGCUGCUGCUCACUUCAGUUCCACCCGGCGCCCGCUUGGCUGCUCGCACUCAGACCUGGUGGCACAGAAGCCGGGCGGUGUGAGUAUCUCAUCUCGGCUUGGAAGCCGAAUGGCAUCCUAAGGCUGGCACAACUUUUGCACGCUAGAGGAGCAGGAACCCGGGGGGAGCAGGUUCGCAGAGACUUCAGAUGCUUGAAGAAAACAAGCCUGCCAGUGUCCUAGAGCUGAGAGCUUAUGAGAGAAAACAUCAUCUGUUCGUGUGUUCAGGUUCUUGGCCUCUUCCUGCUGGUGUCCAACACGCAGUAGAUUUUCCAAAUAGUGUUCAGCAGUUGACUCUGCAGUAGAACAGAUAGAAGAUGGAGGAAUCAUACAAAGACAGGACUUCAUUAGUGAAAGGGGCAAAAGAUAUUGCCAAAGAGGUAAAGAGGCAAGCAGUGAAAAAAGUCAAUAAAGCCGUUGACAAAGCUCAGGAUGGCUACACACAGAGGUCCUACAGUCGAUUCCAGGAUGAGGAAGAUGAUGAUGAUUACUAUGUCCAAGGAGGAAAUUAUGGUGCAGAAGCUAAUGAUGAUGAAGGAUCAAGUGAAGCAACUGAAGGGCAUGAUGAAGAUGAUGAAAUCUAUGAAGGGGAGUAUCAGGGAAUCCCCAACAUGGGGCAGGGCAAAGAUGGCAUGGUGGCCCUAGGGCAACCUGUGCGUGAUGAGUAUAAAGAUCGUCAUGAACUGGAAACAGAAAGGAAAGCAGAUGAAGAAGAACUAGCACAGCAGUAUGAACUGAUAAUACAAGAAUGUGGCCAUGGUCGAUUCCAGUGGGCCCUCUUUUUUGUUUUGGGAAUGGCUCUAAUGGCUGACGGGGUGGAAGUUUUUGUGGUUGGAUUUGUGUUGCCCAGUGCUGAGACAGAUAUGUGUAUACCCAAUUCUGGAUCAGGAUGGCUUGGUAGCAUAGUGUACCUUGGGAUGAUGGUGGGGGCAUUCUUCUGGGGAGGCUUGGCAGACAAGGUGGGAAGGAGACAGUCACUCCUGAUAUGCAUGUCUGUCAAUGGAUUCUUUGCCUUCCUUUCAUCAUUUGUCCAGGGGUAUGGCUUCUUCCUCUUCUGUCGUUUGUUUUCUGGAUUUGGGAUUGGUGGAGCUGUGCCAACAGUCUUCUCCUAUUUUUCGGAAGUGCUUGCUCGGGAGAAACGAGGUGAACACCUGAGUUGGCUCUGUAUGUUUUGGAUGAUUGGUGGUAUCUACGCUUCUGCAAUGGCUUGGGCAAUCAUUCCUCAUUAUGGAUGGAGCUUCAGCAUGGGAUCUGCUUAUCAGUUUCACAGCUGGCGAGUAUUUGUGAUCGUCUGUGCAUUGCCAUGCGUCUCCUCUGUGGUAGCCCUCACCUUCAUGCCAGAAAGUCCACGGUUCUUGUUGGAGAUUGGAAAACAUGAUGAAGCUUGGAUGAUACUCAAGCAAAUUCAUGACACAAACAUGCGAGCUCGUGGUCAGCCUGAGAAAGUCUUCACAGUUAACAGAAUUAAAACUCCAAAGCAGAUAGAUGAGCUCAUAGAAAUAGAGAGUGAUACAGGAACUUGGUACAGGAGGUGUUUUGUUAGAAUUCGCACAGAGCUAUAUGGUAUUUGGUUGACUUUCAUGAGAUGCUUCAACUACCCAGUGAAGGAUAAUACAAUCAAGCUCACAAUUGUGUGGUUCACCCUCUCUUUUGGCUACUAUGGCUUAUCUGUCUGGUUUCCUGAUGUCAUUAAACACCUUCAGUCAGACAAGUAUGCAUCUCAAGUGAAAGUCUUUCGCAACGAGGAGGUUUCAAAUUUUGUCUUCAACUUUACACUGAAAAAUCAAAUUCACAGCAGCGGAGAAUACGUCAAUGACAGGUUUGUUAUGAUGAAGUUUAAAUCGGUAACCUUUGAAGAUUCACUUUUUAAGAAUUGUGUGUUUGAAGACAUAACUUCUAUGAAUACAUACUUCAGGAACUGCACUUUUGUGAAUACCACCUUCUACAACACAGAUUUCGAGCAAUAUAAAUUUGUUGACAGUGAUUUUAUAAAUUGCACAUUUUUUCACAUCAGGACAGGAUGCCAGAUUUCUUUUGAUGACGACUAUAGUGCCUACUGGAUUUAUUUUGUUAAUUUUCUGGGAACGCUGGCAGUGUUACCAGGGAACAUUGUGUCUGCUCUUCUGAUGGACAGAAUUGGACGUUUAACAAUGCUAGGUGGUUCCAUGGUUCUCUCUGGCAUAAGCUGUUUUUUCCUGUGGUUUGGGACCAGUGAAUCCAUGAUGAUAGGUAUGCUGUGCCUCUACAAUGGCCUCACCAUCUCAGCCUGGAACUCUCUUGAUGUCAUUACUGUAGAGCUGUAUCCUACAGACAGGAGGGCAACCAGCUUUGGCUUUUUGAACGCACUAUGCAAAGCAGCAGCUGUACUUGGAAACUUGAUAUUUGGUUCCCUUGUUGGUAUCACCAAAGCAAUCCCUAUUCUCCUUGCUUCUACUGUUCUAGUAUGUGGAGGUCUGGUAGGACUUCGACUUCCUGACACAAGAACGCAGGUGUUGAUGUAACAGGAAAAAGCCAUUUACUGUUUCUUUCUUUCUUUCUACAAAUGUCAGCUCUCCUGUUUGGUGGUGCAAAGGCUUCAGAUUAUUAAUGCUUAGUUGAGUGUUCGGAUGGCAGAAACCAAACACAGGUGUGUGGAGUGGCAGAAAUCUAAAAAUGACUCUGAAAAUUUUAGAUUUCUCUUCCAUUUGCUUGCAUACUUUGCUAUUUAAAACCAUUUCACUUAACUUCAAACAGCAAGGCUACCUCCAAAAACACUUCCAAUGGCAUGUUCAGGAAGAUAAAAACCAUACUGAUAAUUUGAUACUUUAAAUGCAAGCAGUCAUAUUUCUUAAAAACACAUGCUAAAUUUGGCCUUGGCCCUAUUAUCUCUUGUAGCAGUGCAAGUCAGUUACUUAGCAGAGAAUCUUGUAUGUAUCAGUGCAUGCAGCAGUAAUGGGGAAUCUGUGCAGACUGCAUCAGUACAGAAAAUACUGACCUUCCAUAGCGAAGCUUACUAAUAAAAACUUCUACAUUUUAAACCAGAGGCCUGGACAAAAACGUCAGUGCCUCUUCACUGGGAAAUGGCUUUAGGUAGAUUCAAUCUAAAGCAAAGCUUACCAGCUACACCCCAUAUUUGUUGAGAAGAAGGCAACAGCUGUUGUGGGGAGAUGAAAGGCCCAACAUGAGGUAGGAUAAUGAGAUUAAUAAAAUAAGCACUUUCACUCUUCAGUGCUAGUCCUCCAGGAAAAAAAAAAAAAAAAGUUUUCUUCUAAUUUGUGGCAUCUGGAGUAUUUUUGUCAUUUUAAAACAGAGAACGUAUCUUAUUCCAGAUGGGAGUCAAUGCAAAAUACAGUAUUUACACUAUUGCAAGUAUGAAUCAAAGAAAAAUCAAGCCAAUGAACUGUAUAAAGAGCGAGAUGCUGUCAGAAAAGUUUGCUUGGUAUUUACAUUUUUGUUUGAAAUUUACACUUCAAAUACAAGUUUUGUCAGUGGAUACCACCUACUAAAUUUAAUCAGCUCAUAACUUCAGCAUAAUCUAAUUAAAAUUUCUCAAAACUUUUUUUUUUAUAUUAAAACAAAGAAAAGUAAUGAUAAAAACACCUGAAUUAAUUUCAUAGCUUAUACACUCCCUCAUGUAACCAUUUACUCAUGAUUUUUAAUAUCCUUGCGAUACAUUAGUGUAUAAUGCUAAUAGCUCUCUGAAAAGCCAUUAAGAAAAAAACAAUGUCAAGGCUGCAGGGAUUAUUCAUAAGACCAAAUGUAAGUAUGGCAAGUAAAUUGUAAUAAAUGACCUUCUUAUUAGGCAUAUGCUAUGAAUUGUUUCAGAUCGCAAUAAAACCAUCCCCAUCAGUUCUACUGCCCUGUAAAACACUAUCAGAUCUCUUUAAAAUGUUAGCAUUCAAACUUAAAUGUAGAUACAGUGGAUAAAGGGAGAAGACUCCCUUGAUUCCAGAAAUUGGCUUUGCUUUCAGUGAAACAAAGACCAUUUGUUCAGCUGAUGACCUAGCUAUAUUUUCAGUUUUCAAAGAAUAACUUUCAUAUACAUCAUAAGGGAAAAUUUAUCAGUGCUUUUUUUAAUUAUGUCUCACUGCUUUUAUUAGGUGACUGAAUAAUUGCCAAAGAAAUCAGGCUUUCAGAUAAGGUCUGUAUAGUAAGAUGGAUUUUUUUAUGAUUUUUUAUUUCUCUUGUGUGGGAAGUAGUAGCAUCUGUCCCUGCAUUUUGUCAAUUGUCAUCUUAGUUAUUUUGAAAAAGUAAGUAGAAGAUGGCCCAAACAAGGCCAUCCGUUACAUUUAAAGUUCACUGCUUGAUUUACUGAAUAUAGAGGUUUCAGUUUUGAACUAAUUCUUCUGCAUUGUAACACCAGAAAAUGAGCCCAAGAUGGGGUUUCUGCUGCUAACAAAUGAGUAAAGUGGCUGAAUUAAAAGAACAACAGUACCAAAAACUCAUGGCCAUUUUUUUGAUGUUGAUAAUUGUAUAGCAAAAAAAUUUAUUGUUUAUUUUACAAUAUAAACAGUCCAAACUUCCCAGAUAAAAUAUUUUAUAAUUAGGUCUUAUUUUAACAUAUAUUUUAAAUUUCUAAAAUAUAUUUCAGAAAGAGGAAGAGGAAUUAUUUUUCACCCAGUUCCACGGUAAGAAUAAAAUUCUGGCCUUAGAAUAGCAUCUGUGGCUUUUGUCCACUAGUCAGAAUCCUUAUAGUAUUUCAAGUCUAUCUUUCUUCACAAGAAUUAUACUUGCUUUUGGCUGUAUUUCUCUGUGCCAUUCAUUAGUUACUUGUGCCCACUUCCUUGUAUUUUCUCCACAUCUUAUUUGAAAUCUGAAGCCUCUGUUACAUGUCUGGAGUGAACCUCAACAGCAGUGAUAAAAAAUUACACUGUCUUGUUAUGCACUGUACUCUUCAAAUUCUAUCCAAUUCUGUAUGUAACACUGAAGAACAUCCAGACCAUGCCAUAUGAUCAUUGUGAAGGAAAUGGGCCAUAGGACGAUAAGAUUCAACUUUUGAGGGUUCUGGAUAAACGUUAAUGCACUAAAAUCUCAUCACUUUAGAAAUUAUGCUGUUUGCAGUGCUGGUUCUUGUCCUAAAUCUUGGCCACACAGUAAGUAUAUAAUUAAGCCUGAAUUUAGUGAAGUGAGAAGCCUGAGAUCCUGUUUAGAACAUAGAAAUAGCAGGGAUGAGUAAAAACAAAGAAAGUAACCAACACAUGGAACUUGCCUGGUCUGGGAUUAGAGGGAAUGAUCUGAAGUAGGAAAACGAAAAAGGAGAACAGUGUGUAGAAGAAAGGUGAAAAAGUAAGCAAAAGAGAAGAGCAAUGCAGAAGUCCACAGAUAUUUCCUACAUAUUCAACAAAAGCUAAAGCUAGAAAUCUUCCUAGCUGGUGAGCCAGUUGGCUCAACGUAUUUGAAACUGUGUGAGCCAGCAUGACAGCUGUUCGCACAGUUAAGUGGUUUGGUGUUGAAUGCAGUGAAGACCUAUCCCAUGAAGACAAAAGGAGGGAAUGCAACUUCAAACUAUUAGUACUUGGUUAAAUACUUAUAAUCCACAAUUUGGAAUGGAAAAAAAAAAAAAAAAGAUCCGGACACAAAUAUUACUUAGGUUAUACGCGGAAGUGGUUUCUCUCAUCUUUAAUGAAUUUGUCUUUUUUGCAGCUUCCAAAGUGAUCUCAGGUAAUAAAUAUUGGACAGUAUGAAUUUUGCUUCCUUUCUAACCCCAUUCAUCUAUAUCUCACGCAAAGAGUCACAUAGUGGUCAGUGUAGAUUCCUGAUGAACCUAUAAUUAAGAGGUCAUUUGCAUAUAUUUUCAAAAGAGAAUAAAAUAUACUGCCUUACAUGGCAACAAAACUGCUGCACACACACAGAAAAUCCAACUUAUCAGUGUUUGUUUAUCAGAGCUACCAGACAUACAUACGCUGCUUCUUUGUACAUUUUGGCUGAGUACAGACUCCUAACAAUGCAACUAGGAGUAUGUUCUUAUGGUCUUCUUCCCUCCUGCUUGAAUUUAGCUGAUGACCUUCCAAAGGUCUGUACUACAAUUCUAGCCAGAGAUAAAGCAUUAGACCUCCUUCCUGAUGGGUACACUAGUCCAUUAUCCUCCUAGAAAAGUAGAGCAUCGUAUGACUGCAAAGUCGGUUUUUGCUCUUUCUUCUUGUAUUAUUCCAUUCCUUUCAUCCCAAAUUGUUUUUCCUACCAGAGCACCAACUUUAAAGAACUAAAACCCACUGCUCAUGGCCUCACUCACUUCUGACUUUAUGGUAACAGUCAGUAAUGUGGUUUGACACACAGCUUUGGAAUUUUAAACCAAGAUGGAAAACAAAGUCCUUCAGACAAUCUCACUUUUUUGAAGGACCAAGACUACACAUUUCUCUACACAUCUAUCUGAGGCCUCUAGUAUAUAGUUACCUAUUGCAGGCCAGCAUCUCCGGAAAUGAUUCAACCUAGCAUCAAAUUGAAAAAACGGUCAGCCAGGCUCGUUUUGCCUUUUUCUUGUUUCUGAUGUGCUAAAUCACUGCAUUAAAGCAUGAAUGUGCGUGAAGAUCUAUGUAAUAAUCUUACAGUACUAGAGUAGUAUUAAAUAUUGAAGUAUCCUUCCUUUGCAGGAAGUAGCAGGAUAUUCACCAUGGCAACAAAAAUAAAGAAUGUAGGUAACAGUAACUGAUUUUUAAAAAUUUAGCAUUGCUUGGUUAAGCAUUAGAAGAAAUCAUAUGAGGCUGGUUUCAGCAUACAGACUAAUUGCAGGCUGAGAGAGAGUAAGUAAAAGUAAAAGAGACCUGCAGGCAGCUUUACCAGUAGGUGUUUUCUGCUUAAUUCAAGCCCUGAGUAGAGUUCCAGAUUUACUGACUGUGCUAAUUCCACAUCACCACUUGAUCCCUCUCUUGCUUCCAAACUGUACGCAAAAGCCUGCCUUUUCAUGCUGUGUUUUCUGAACUAAGAGCACUGAAGAGUAUUAAUUCAGGCAAAUACUCUGUAUUUUACAGUGAGGUUAAUGAACAAGAAGGCAGGAAAUGCAGAGGAAAAACAGUCUUUCAAACUUACUUGAUUCUGGAGUAUGAUUACUGAACAUAUGUUUUCUUUCAAGACUGUGGAGGAAAUGGAGCAUUUCUGUUUUCACUUCUUGUGUCUUUAACUCCCUGAUUGCAAGGAUUCAUUUUUAAUCUUCUGAUUGAAUUUUCAAUUACAUUUCCAGGUUACCAAGUAAGAAACAUGGCUUGUAGCUUGUACUAGCAUGAUAAUGUCUUGUUUAGGUAAAGAGAUAUGACUGGAUGUAAACAUCCCUCUCUGACUAAUGAAGAUCUUUUUAAAACUUAAUGAUGGGAUAAAGGGCUCAAGUCAAGCACACAGAGAAUGUAUAUACGGGGAACUGAGGGCUAUGCUGUAUUUCUAAGAACUGGAAUCAGAAGUAGUGCUUCAAGAGCAGGAGUAGACUCCAUCACUACUCCAUCACUAUAGAAAAAGAAAAAAUAAGAACAUAUUUCCUUAGCUAAGUGCACAAACAAGAAGAUUCUUCUGUAUUUCCACUCACUGCACUGCAAGAGCAGCAGGAGGUAAACAAGGUCCAUUCUGAGAGCACACUCUUCUUUCUAUUAGUUCUGUUCAUUUCCUCAUGCAAAACCCUUUACUUAUCCAUGCACAAUACUCAUCUUAGAUGCCAAUAUUCACCUCACUUGGACUUUAGCUUUCUGCCACUGGAGGAGAAAUGGUCUGAAAAGUAAGGUUUGACUUAGCUGUAGCCUUCCACCAGCCUCACUGUGCCAAACAGCGAGACCGUACAAAGGCACUGGUCUUGUUCCAGUGACUAGGAGAAACUCUCAGAUAUUUAAGAGCUUUGAGUUUUGUCUUAUUCAAAUAAAAGUCUUAACAAACUUAAUGGGGAUCUUAACAUGUUAACUUCUGUGUAACAUAUGAGAAAAUGUCUGUGUCUUUCUGUAGUGUAUGCUUUUCAUUGCUCCUGCAUACGUGCCUGAUGUUGUUAUAGUAAUGUGGUUAUUCUAUUGUUUACUGUUGUUCUUAUCAGCAAUCUUUGACCAGCCUGGAACAGAGCCAUUGCCAGGGUGUCUUUCAUUUAAUGAUUAACAUCCCCAGAGAUCUACUACAAUAGCAUUGCAGUAUAAAUUAAUUCCAGCUACAACCUGAGUAAAUCCAGGCUGAAAACUGCAGCAUAUGCACACACACACUGACACAGAGCAGUGAGAGCGGAGAGAGCUCUGUCAAAAGCUCUGUCAUACACUGCAGUACUCCUUGCCUGUUUUCAGAACUCUCACUCUGCCUUCUGCUUCUAUGCACGUGUUCUGUAGAGCUAAAAAACCUUUAGAGGAAAAUGAAUAUUCCUUUCAGAGGACUUAAAAAUGUGUAGUUGCCAUAGGGAAGCUGGCUGCUUUAGUAGUAAGAAAAAAACAGCACCGCUUCAAAAAGCGAACAUAUUAAAUACUUAAUUGUGUAUAUUGGCAUGUGGGAGUUUACGUUGAUGUAAGAGAAAUGAGUUCAUCUAGCCCUUUUUAAUAAACACACAUAAAACUAUUCAUGUUUUAAAAGCCUAGCUUUUCCCUGUGAGUGCAGUGUUUCCCCAAAAAUAACAGUCUUUUUAAUGGCAUCCAGUGGUGCAUGUCUAAUGUGUCAAACAACUAUUUCAGCCAUUUUUGAAAGAAUGUUAUAGUAAAAUUUCCCAUUAAAUCUUUCCAUUAAUGGAUGUACCGCUCUCAAGUGCUUAAAAUUGUGACAUCUAAAUUAUACCCCUUACGUGGUCUCAAACAUACACCAUUUUAUUCCACAUCUCCUUUUGAGAGUGCCGUUUUCUCUGCAGUAUAAUAACAUGGCAAAAGUCAGGCAUUAAAGAAGAGCUCUUUCACAUCGGUGCAACUUGUUGGCGUUGUAAGGUUAUUGAUUUUCUUUAAAACUUGUCAGCAUCCCCUAAUGUUGAAGAAGAGAAGGGAAAAAUGUAUUCUAUUUAUUUAUUUAUUUACUCGCUUAUUUAUUUGUGAGCUAUUUCCUCCUCCCAACUUCUCCUACCAACCUUUUACCCAAAUUGCCGUAUGGGAAUACAAUUUUUCAGGCUGUCUCUAUAGUACAAAAGAUCAGGUGUGCUAGUGUGCAUAUGUUGUCAAGAAAUUCAUAACCAUUUCUGACAUUCUCAAUUUCUUUACGUGAGAAAACAUGUAGAUAUUGUAUAUGCGGUAGUGGGGCAUUUUGAAGUUGAAUUCCCAUUUGUACGUGUUUAAUUUCAGAUGUACUGAUUUACAACAAGAUCUUGGCAAUGGUCCUGGCCUCUCUGGUUCUUAAUUUCUUUUUUCUUUCCUGCUAUGUGUGAUCUUCUGUGAUGCAGGUUACAGUCAUCACUAUUGUAUAUAUGUGUUUGCAUGUGUGCGCAUUGAUAAACUCUCUUUUGGAGUUCCAAAUCUUUCCUUUUAAGUCCAGCUGGUACACUUGUGAACUCAUCUUUCCGGUAUACUCCUCUGUGUCAGAUCGCCAACUACCAAAAUGUUUGACCAAGUGUUUUUAUUAAGUACACUGAGGAAAGUUGUAUGUAUACUUGUGAAAGGGCAUGCUGUGUAGCAUGACUGUGUACAGUAUAAAUCUAUAAAAUGUGGAAGUGUUUAUAAAUUUAUCUGCCAAAUAUUUAUCAUCCAUGUAACAAAUGCAAAGUUAUUUAGUGUACAUCAGAUUAAUAAAGGGGCAUUUUUUGCUCUACUAUAUUCAAAUAAAGAUUUGUUCUCUGCA